This is a messenger RNA of Patiria miniata (bat star), 3112 nucleotides long. RefSeq names its product voltage-dependent anion-selective channel protein 2-like. NCBI's taxonomy places the organism in Eukaryota, Metazoa, Echinodermata, Asteroidea, Valvatida, Asterinidae. Gene Ontology annotation, biological process: monoatomic anion transmembrane transport. The record is from RefSeq and is a predicted model, not a curated record. Bases 159 to 1010 code for a protein of 283 amino acids. Gene Ontology annotation, cellular component: mitochondrial outer membrane. The transcript is spliced from 9 exons. Gene Ontology annotation, molecular function: voltage-gated monoatomic anion channel activity.
AGGGAUCUCAGCCCUGGCCGGCCCUGAGCAAAGUUUGUGAAACCCGAUUGGACGCCAUUUUCCGGCUUCUUUGCGUACGUGCAGUCUGCACAGUCGAACGAUUUUGUUGGCUUUAACUUUCCAAGUCCAGAGAGACAAUACACAGCUGAACAACAAACAUGGCCGUCCCAGCAACAUAUGCAGACCUUGGCAAGUCAGCUAGAGAUAUCUUCGGAAAGGGCUACGGGUUUGGAUUUGUCAAGUUGGAUGCAAAAACAACAACUCAAAAGGGUGUGGACUUCAAUGUUGUUGGGUCAUCAAAUAACGACACCGGCAAAGUCGAUGGCAGCCUGGAGACGAAAUACAGCUGGAAGGACUAUGGUCUGUCUUUCAAGGAGAAGUGGACCACGGACAACAUGCUGUCCACAGAGGUCACCAUCGAGAACCAGAUUGCGCAGGGCUUGAAGGUGACGUUCGACACCAGCUUCUCCCCCCAGACAGGGAAGAAGACGGGCCGAAUCAAGACCGGCUACAAGAGAGAUUACGUCAACCUGAACGCCGACGUCGAUUUUGACUUCGCUGGACCAACGGUCCACGGUGCAGCUGUCAUCGGCUAUGAGGGUUGGUUGGCCGGCUACCAGAUGUCGUUCGACACCUCCAAGUCCAAGCUGACGAAGAGCAAUUUUGCGCUCGGCUACAAGACUGGCGAUUUCCAGCUUCAUACCGCCAUCAACGAAGGCACAGACUUCAGCGGGGCCAUCUACCAGAAGAUCAACGACAAACUAGAGAGCGCCAUCAACGUCGGCUGGACGUCGGGCACGAACGCGACACGCUUCGCCGUGGGUGCUAAGUACGCGCUGGACGAGGACUCGUCCCUCCGGGCCAAGGUCAGCAACACGAGUCAAGUCGGAAUCGGCUUCACCCACACUCUAAGACCAGGUGUCAAGGUCACUCUCUCCACCCUCAUCGACGGCAAGAGUUUGAACCAAGGGGGACACAAGCUGGGUCUGGGCCUCGAACUGGAGGCUUAACUACAGAGUUUGUUUAGAGUAAGGGACGGCCCAACUUGGAACGGCCCAACUUGGGAUGGCCCGGUUUUUAGGAGUGAGUGAAGCGCAUUUAUCUCGUUUGAAAUUUGUGGUAUUAAAGAAAAAAAAAUCCUGCAGUGGAACAAAUCCAGAAAGAGUGCUUCGGAUAAUCGCUGGUCCAAAAGCGAGUGGUCGUUGAAGCGUUUCUGGUUAACAAUUUUGUUGGUGUGCAAGAUUUAAAUCAUUCCCCAAAACGUACGGUAGCAGCCCCUGAAUCGGGCAGGUAAAAACUAUGGGCUCCGUGUGCAAGUACCCCCUCAACGGUAAGAAAGGGAGAGUUGAGCGAGACCACCGGGAGAGACAUUUGAACACCUUACGCUCACGUGAAGACGCACGUUCGUAAUAAAAUUAGCUGCGCGUACUUUGCUACACGUGCGGGAGCCAGUACGCGCACAUGGUGUGCCCAAUAUGGGCUCUCCAAAAUUGUAAAAAGCGCCCUCUAUGUUCCCGCACGGAGCCUAUAGUGUCAUUACCCGAAACACGGUCUCAGAAUCCACCCUUUUGUAGCGUAAUACCAAAGCUUUUGUCUUAGAUGUACUUGUACAUGAAGCCUAUGCAACUAAUUUGAAAGUGCAAGUUUGAUGUCAUGGUUUAAAAGUAAAAGGAAAAAAAAAAAAAAACCACAAGGAAUGAUUCCCAAAAUGUCCCCUGUAUACCACACUUUUUAUCUCUUUGUGCUUCAAAUAUUUUUGUUUUGCUUUUGUUGUUAAUUCCCUAUACACUGCUCAGAAUAGAUGUUUUAAACACGUGAGUAACUAACAGACACUUCUAGAAGUAUAAAGCUUGUCAGCAAUUUUUCACUAGGGUGACACUUAAGCUCAUGACCCCUAAGGUGUUUUUCAAAGAAACCUAAAUCAGCUGAAGUCCAGUGUUAUAUGUAGACGAUGUGCCAGGAAGCUGGCCUGAAAUGGUAGUGCGUCCAUCUGGAUCAAGGGAAAAUUACUUUUAACCUGAAUAAAUCUUGUUGGCUGUUAACCCUAAUGAUCCCACACCCUUCAAAAUCCACCAGAAUUUUUUUAUAGGAUUUUGUAGGAUUGAGGAAUGCAGACCCAGCCAUAAUAACUGGAUCUCGAUGACCCUUUGAAAUUACACGCACAAAGAGGGUUCCAUUCAUUUCUGUGCAGUUAGGUUUUCUAGGGGAAAAAAUGCUUUGGACUUGCGGUUAAUUAUUAAAAACUAAUUGUGUUUUGCAUAGGACAUGCCAUGCUCAUGUCCCCCGGGUCAUGUAGACGCACUGUGAGAAAUUCUGUCUCAAGUCACGCUUUCUAGCGAUAAUUCUUAGAAGGUGGGUCAACGUACAAAAUGCCCUGCAAUUUUAAGUACUUUGAUUUACAACUGGGGCAAAGUUAUGACUCAGUUUGCUUAGGUUAGUGCAACACAGUUAGCGAUCUAUAUGUAGAGGUGCUCUAACAACCAGCAGAGCCAGCUGUGGCAUAUUUUGAAUAGACACUUUUUCACGUCUAGCAUUGAUGUCGAUUUGUUUGGUUACAUUUUACGUAAAAGGGGAUUGAAUGGCCGUGAUGACAAGAUUUUUUUUCAACCAGAAGUACACUUUCGCAUUCGGUAUAAAUUGUGACGCUAUGGCAAGAAAGAUUCUUCUGUUGUGAUGCUCGGUGCGAACAUUGCAUUACAUGUAAAAUCCACUGUACUGCCCUCUGAUAAAAAGCGGUAAUGUCCUAUGAUAAAAAAAAUCGAUAAUGUAACUACAUUUAGUGAACAAGGGUUAAUAUUUGAGCUUUUUUCCUUAUUAAUAUUUACCCCAGUGAUUGUAGAUAUGUGGAUAUAGUUUGCCUGAAAAAAAAAUUGUUUCUGUAUUUCUCAUUUAGCAGUUAUUGAUAACCAUAGUAACAUACACUUCCUUUGUUUAGAGACUCCCAUGUAAAACAUCUGUUGGUUUGGGGUAAAUUUGGUUACUAAAAGAUUUUAUUGAAAUGAUGAAUUCAUGAUAAUUGCUGUCGAACCGUGUGUACAUCCUAUAAUAUUGACAUUUGAACAUAAAGGUAUUGUGGUAAUAAAAAUCGGACAAAGUGUUGAGCGAUGUUAAA